Molecule: messenger RNA, 2280 nt
Organism: Colletotrichum destructivum
Lineage: Eukaryota; Fungi; Ascomycota; Sordariomycetes; Glomerellales; Glomerellaceae
Product: Putative ribosomal protein uS5 domain 2-type superfamily
Exons: 2
Coding region: 467-2065 (532 amino acids)
Biological process (GO): galactose metabolic process; carbohydrate phosphorylation
Cellular component (GO): cytoplasm; cytosol
Molecular function (GO): galactokinase activity; ATP binding
Source: RefSeq, a predicted model, not a curated record
UUGCGGGGUAGAGACACACAGGCGCACCACUUCCAGCGCAGCAACGCCAACAAGAGGGAGGGAGAGAAGGAGAGAAAUUGAUAAAUAAAAAAACACCAAAGCUCCAUCGCGGGGUUAUUACGGCGCCAUCGUCGAGCAACCGAGUGUCGUUCCACCCCACCACCACCAAGACCAAGAUACCUAGAAAGGGACCGUCUGCCCUCUCCCUCCUUCUCCCCCCCCCAAAACGUCAUAAGUGUGAACCACUGCCCUUCUUCUGCUGUCUACGCACCCUUCUCUCUUUUCUCUCUUCUCUCCCUUCUUCUCUUGUUGUCGACCGGCCUUCCCAUAUCCUUAUUCCAUUCCAGCAUCUAGAUACCCAAAGGAGAAGCUUGACAAGACAAGAAGCUCUCAGUCAACUCCUUCGUCGACUCCCACUCUACCUCUACUCAAAGAUCAAAAAAAGACGUCCCACCCAUCGCCCAUCAUGGCCGGCCCCGUUCCCACCACGUCCUCGCUCGCCGACAUCUACACCGAAGAUGCCCUCCCCGUCCAGACGAAGCGCUGGUCCUCGCUGCUGUCGCAGUUCGAGGCCGAGUACGGCCACCCCGCCGCCGUCGUCGCCCGCUCCCCGGGCCGCGUGAACAUCAUCGGCGAGCACAUUGACUACUCGCUCUACUCGGUCCUGCCCAUGGCCAUCACCGCCGACGCCAUCCUCGCCUUCUCCGUCACCGACACCCCGGCCGACUCCGACACCUUCACCCUGCGAGUCGCCAACGCCCAGUCCGACAAGUACCCGGCGCGCACCUUCGAGGUGCCCAUCGCCGGCGACGUGCCCAUCGACGCCAAGGUCCACGAGUGGUCCAACUACUUCAAGAGCGGCCUGCGCGGCGCCCUCGGCCUGCUGCGCCGCAAGCACGGCGCCGCCUUCCGGCCCAAGGGCAUGGAGAUCCUCAUGGACGGCAACGUCCCCGUCGGCGGCGGCCUCAGCUCCAGCGCCGCCUUCGUGAGCGCCUCCGCCCUGGCCGUCAUGCUGGCCAACGGCGAGCAGACGGUCGACAAGACCGAGCUGACGGAGCUGGCCAUUGUCAGCGAGCGCGCCGUCGGUGUCAACUCUGGAGGCAUGGACCAGUCCGCCUCCGUCUUCUCCCAGCGCGGCUCGGCCCUCUUCGUCUCCUUCGUCCCCUCCCUGACCGCCCGCCCCGUCUUCUUCCCGACCACGAACCCGGAGCUCUCGUUCCUCAUCGCCCAGUCCUUCGUCACCUCCAACAAGCAGGUCACCGGCCCCAUCCACUACAACCUCCGCGUCGUCGAGUGCAGCAUGGCCGGCGCCUACCUCAACGCCGCCCUCAACCCGCGCGGCACCGAGCUGCCCAAGGACGCCUCGCCGCUCGGCAUCUCCCUGCACGGCUUCCACGACGCCUACUUCGCCCACAACAAGCAGCCCCAGCACGACGGCGCCUCCCGCGAGGAGGCCGCCGAGGCCCAGCUCCGCGAGCUCAUCGCCGUCACCAAGGACACUCUCACCAACCCCGAGGGCUACACCCGCGAGGAGAUCGCCGACGUCCUCGGCGUCUCGCCCGCCGAGCUCGAGCAGAUCUUCAUGUCCAAGCUCUCGGUGCGCGCCGACCGCUUCAAGCUGCGCCAGCGCGCCCUGCACGUCUUCGAGGAGGCCCUGCGCGUGCUGCAGUUCAUGAAGGUCCUCGAGCAGGAGGCCCCGGCCCCGGCCUCGGACGGCGGCGCCGCCGCCGACACGACCGCCUACAACCAGCGCCUCGGCGCCGUGCUCAACGCCACCCAGGACUCGUGCCGCGACCUGUACGAGUGCAGCGCCCCCGAGAUCGACGAGCUGUGCCGCAUCGCGCGCGACAACGGCUCCUACGGCAGCCGGCUCACCGGCGCCGGCUGGGGCGGCUGCACCGUCCACAUGGUGCCCGCCGACAAGGUCGCCGCCGUCACGGAGGCCUGGGAGAGGGAGUACUACUCCAAGCGCGAGCUCACCGCGGAGCAGAGGGAGGGCGCCGUCGUCGUGAGCCGGCCGGGCAGCGGCAGUGCGGCGUAUCUGCUCAAGGACGGCGGUUUGUAAGGGAAAGAAAGGACGGGGGAGUGGUUGGUGUCUGUAGAGGCUGUUUCGAUGGGUAUGCAUGUGGUGUGGUUUAAGCAGGGAUGCGACGUGAGGAUGUCUGAAUUAAAAAGCGUUUCAUGGUUUCAAAGAGCGUCGCAUGGAGUCGGUUCUACGUGGGCUAUAUAAGCUACCCCUGAAUUACCUCUGGAAUAUCUCUUGUGUGUGUGUGUGUGUGU